AGUGUAGUUUUCCGUUUCCAUAAACAAGACGACUGCCAGAGUUAGCCGCCACUCAGUCCCUGCGUGCCCCUGGGCCGAGUCUCCCUCCGAGGAAGACAGACGUACUGACAGAGAAAGUGAACAAGGAAGGGACUGGAGAGGGAAAAAGUGAGCGAACAGGAAACAGGGGAGGCAGAAAGACAGGAAACCCCAUCAGAAGAAAAGAGAGACGGGCAAGAAUUGACAGAAGAAUAGGAGAAGGGAGAAGAGGAGACAGUAAAAGACAGACUGAAGUGAUCAGUCUGUCUUCUUCUCCUCUGACAGAACAGACAUGGCUGAGAACAACACAAAUCUCUUUCUGGAAAUACUUCAGUCUUUUGAUGCUGCGCCGCUGAUCAUAGCAUUCUGUGUGUCUAUGGCAGUAGGCCUGGUCUUGGGGGCCCUGGUUUACGUGCUCUUGACCUGGAUGUCCCGACGCAAAGCAGGCUCUGCCAGCAUCACCCGCCGUCCUCCUCGUCAAUCACGAUCAUCUUCCCGCAACCGUCCAGGAUUUAACCGUAACAGCAGCUAUGACCGGCGCAGCAACAACAGUUUGGUCAGUGCUGCUUUCAGCUUCCACCGCCAGACUUCCUCCCCAGAUCACCUUGACCCGCUGGGGCACAAAUCCAGCUUCAGGGCCUCCACCUUCCACCCUCUCCUCCAGUGCAGUCAAAUCGCAAGGGAGGCAGAAGAGGGUAGCCAGACCACACUGCCUCGUACUCCAACUCUGACCACAUCAGCUGGAUCUGCUCAAACAGCAGCCCAGCCAGCUGCCACCCCACCCAGACCUGCGUCAUUUUGGGGGAACAAUGGCUUGAGGGGUGUCCAUGCUACACAGACUCCACCUCCAGCUUAUGACAGCAUUCUUAGAGCUUAUCAGGAAACAUGCACCUGAGAAGAGUGAGAGCACAAGGAAAAUGGACUUACAAACGAUAUUGGACUAAAUGUGUAUUGAUAUAUAUGACCAGGUGGAGCAGAGCAAAGCAAACAAGGACAUGACGGUCAAUUGUGGGCCCUGCUAAACACAAUAACACUACGAAACAACAGGUUUUGAAUGUCUUUUAGUUUGUUGAAGGCCUAAUAUGCAGAAACUUCCUUAAAAAAAGAAGGAAAAAAAGAAGCAAUGUCUAGACUCAUACAAAAAUAAUCCCUCUGAAUCAUCAAAAGUGCAUGGCGGUGUCUGCAUCUGCAGACACUCUGCCAUCUACCUGUAUUUUCUUAUUUUCUCAUCAUUUUUCUCUGUUCAGGGCAUUUGUUGAGUCUCAUUCCCAGGUGGUCAAACACUGACAUUUUCGGUUGGUGGCGAUUAUCGUUCUGUAGAAUCAUUUGUGUGUUUACAACAGCAACCAAUAAUUUCUCCACAUUAUGCCUUUAACAUAUAUAUAUGAUGGUGACAUAAGCAUACUUGCCUUUUCUCAAGAAAUAUUUAAAAACAAUCAUCUGACAUUCAAUAUGGCAAUGGCUGCUCACAACCAGAUUAAAUACUAAGCAUUCUUAAAUAUCAGCAGGCUAUAUUUAGUGGUGAUUGCCACUCAUGCACGCUUGCACACAGUCGUCGUUUGAGUGAAUAUUUACACUGCAAAGCAAGAUUUCUCCUUUAUCCCUGCUGAUCAUUUAAUAGCGAUACAAACAAGAGAAUGAUUUUAUGUGUGUACCCCAAGCAAAGAUGAGCGUUUGUGUGUUAACCUGUGAUUAAUAAACUGAGCAGGUGUCAUUGAUGUUACAGCGCAAAAGCUGGUGCAGAGGAGAGAUUUAAAGUUAUUUGAUGUUUUGACUGCUGCCUCACAUGUUUUUAAUAGAGCUGUGGUAUAUAGCGUGUGUGUGUGUGUGUGUGUGUGUGUGAGCAUGAGGGUGCGAGAGUGGGGGGCAUUGUGUCAGAUGUUUUCAUAUUUUAUGUUUGAAAUGUAAUUUGCUGAACAUUUCUCUUAAGUUAAUGCAAUAAAUGCGAGAAU
Molecule: messenger RNA, 1970 nt
Organism: Scatophagus argus
Lineage: Eukaryota; Metazoa; Chordata; Actinopteri; Scatophagidae
Gene: myct1a
Product: myc target 1a
Exons: 2
Coding region: 311-913 (200 amino acids)
Cellular component (GO): nucleoplasm
Source: RefSeq, a predicted model, not a curated record